This is a messenger RNA of Haemonchus placei, 132 nucleotides long. The record is from the annotation of a GenBank genome assembly. Lineage: Eukaryota; Metazoa; Nematoda; Chromadorea; Rhabditida; Trichostrongylidae.
AUGAUUAUCAUGAAGAAGGGGCCUGUCUCGGCAGCGUUUACUGUUUAUGAAGACUUCGCGUACUACAGAAGGGGAGUCUAUGUGGUGAGCACGGUUUUGACACCUGCUUUCAUAGGCUGCUACCGUUUGUGA